Thermothelomyces thermophilus ATCC 42464 is the source of this 1737-nucleotide messenger RNA. RefSeq lists its product as uncharacterized. The coding region runs from base 1 to 1737 and encodes 578 amino acids. The record is from RefSeq and is a predicted model, not a curated record. Gene Ontology annotation, biological process: double-strand break repair via nonhomologous end joining; interstrand cross-link repair; protection from non-homologous end joining at telomere. Gene Ontology annotation, molecular function: 5'-3' DNA exonuclease activity; damaged DNA binding. The transcript has 9 exons. NCBI's taxonomy places the organism in Eukaryota, Fungi, Ascomycota, Sordariomycetes, Sordariales, Chaetomiaceae.
AUGUCGACAUUCAACGGCCUCGUGGCCGAAUUCCCCGACAUUCGAGGCAAUGUCUACUGUUCUGCCGCCACCAAGGAGAUGCUGCUGCGCCUUGAGAGGUACCCUUGCCGGAUCAACUAUGCCAGGGGCAUUUUGGAGGCACGCGUUCAAAAGUACCGCCAUCUCAGGAACCUGUUUAAACCCAUACCCCUGAAUACACCAACACUUCUUGAACUCGAGCCCGAAAAUCAUCUACAGGUCACUUUGCUGGAUGCCAAUCAUUGCCCAGGUGCCGUCAUGUUUUUGUUCGAGGGCCAAGGCAAGGCCGUCCUCUACACUGGAGAUGUUAGAGCCGAGCCAUGGUUUGUCAACGCGAUUGCUCGAUCGCCAUCUCUGAUCGAAUACUCUUCCGGACUCAAAACCAUAGACACAAUAUAUCUCGACACGUCCUUCAUAGAUGAUGUUGAGUUUCCCACGAAAUCCGAGGGUAUCAGCGAGUUGCUUCGCAAAGUCUCGAGAUAUCCUAGCGACACCAUCUUUCAUCUCCAGGCCUGGACGUACGGGUACGAAGACGUGUGGCUCGCUCUCUCAAAAGCCCUAGGCUCUAAGGUCCACGUUGACGAGUACAAAUUACUCAUGUACCGCUCACUGGUGGCGACACAUUCUGACGCCAAGUUUGCGCCCUCUUCACAUCUCACCCCUGAAGCACCUGCAUUGGUUGGUUUCAGGUGUGGCAACACCCAGCAUUCCGGAUGCCUGACCCUCGAUGAGACUGUCCGGAUUCACAGUUGCGAAAAGGGCAAUUACUGUUCCACUGUGAGAAAUCAUCCAGUUGUUUGGAUCCGUCCCAUCAUUACCCGACUUCCCGACGGUCAAGAUGUACUAGAAGUUGGUGUUGGGGGAGGGGCCCAGGAUCUGGAGCGGGAAGCAGAGCUUGACUACCUCACUCCGGGUGACGUAAAGGCGCUCAUGGAAGCGCUGGGCGAUGUCGAUUGUAUCUCCAACGAUCUGCGCGAACGGCUCGGUCAGUUCCUUCUCGGGGCUAUCGCUAGCGGCCGUAAGGUCCCUAUUGAACUGAAGAGUACCGCCUUCCGGGAUAGCAACGAAACAGAACUCAUCAACGGUCUGCAAGGAAUAGCAAGCAAGCUCAAGAUGCGUAGCGAACGUCUUUCAACAAACCAGUACCAACCGCUCCCGAACAUCAUCACGUUCCCGUACUCCCGCCAUUCUUCUUAUCCAGAACUCUGCCGUUUUGUUAGUAAAUUCAAGCCCAGGGAUGUGUGGCCUUGUACGGUCGAUGUCCCCCGGUGGUUGCGUGAAGGCAUCACAGUCGAACAACUCUUUUCGCCGCAUUGCUCUGGAGAUGAAUUUCGGCACGACCAAGCCAUGACAGAGCGGUUUAAGAAACAUGAUCUUGACGUUCCCGUCAGUUUGAACAGCCAGAGCGCUGCCUCGGUGAGCAAUGCGGGCCUUUCCACCCAAUCUUCUGCGUCAGUACCAGAUCGCCACAGAGAGCCAUCGACGCCUUUAGAAGCAGAUGUUGAUCCUACAAGCCUUCAAGAUUCGCAAGACUCGACCCUUUCAGACUUUGCCCUUGAUACUCGCCUGCAAGCCUUCCGAACCGUCCUCGACAACGCCAAGGGCAGAGUCGGAGGGGAGGUGCGGCUGCUGUCAACAACCGAUCACCACUCCACAAUAGAACCCGAGCUCGGUCUCGAGGUGACCCAAACGUCCAGUUCUGGGGGUCCAUCAACAUGA